Molecule: messenger RNA, 570 nt
Organism: Menidia menidia (Atlantic silverside)
Lineage: Eukaryota; Metazoa; Chordata; Actinopteri; Atheriniformes; Atherinopsidae
Source: the annotation of a GenBank genome assembly
AUGACAGACAAAUCAAGUGCACAGAAAAGCGUCAAGAUAGCCGCAGGCGCCGUAGUUUGUGUCGAAAGUGAAAUCAGAGGAGAUGUUACGAUUGGCCCGAGAACAGUGGUCCACCCCAAAGCUCGUAUUAUUGCAGAGGCAGGACCCAUCGUGAUAGGAGAGGGCAACUUGAUCGAGGAGCAAGCUCUCAUCAAAAACUGUUACCCAGAAAACAUCACACCAGACACUCAGAUGGAACCAAAAACGAUGACAAUUGGUAUCAACAAUGUGUUUGAAGUCGGCUGUGUGUCACAAGCCCUAAAAAUCGGCGACAACAACGUGAUAGAAUCUAAAGCGGAUGUCGGGCGGAAUGUGAUCCUCACCAGCGGCUGCAUCAUUGGAGCCUUCUGUCAGGUCAACACCUGCGAGGUCAUACCCGAAAACACUGUCAUCUAUGGCUCUGGGUGCAUGAGGAGGGUCCAGACGGAGAGACCGCAGCCACAGACUCUUCAGCUCGACUUUCUGAUGAAGAUUUUGCCCAACUACCACCAUCUGAAGAAGACCGUCAAGCCAGGCCAAGCGACCAGUUGA